This is a messenger RNA of Arctia plantaginis, 753 nucleotides long. NCBI's taxonomy places the organism in Eukaryota, Metazoa, Arthropoda, Insecta, Lepidoptera, Erebidae. The record is from the annotation of a GenBank genome assembly.
AUGUCACGUAGGGCAAGCAGGCACUUUUCGGACCCGAAGUACGUUCGAAUGUUCGGUUACAUCGUCACGCUUGCUAUGCACACCCUAAAUGCCAUUUAUAUGGUAAACAUAUACAAAGACGAAGCGUUAAAGGAUCCCCAUGUGGGUUAUUUUUGGAAAUACCAGUUUCGAAUGCUAACUUUUUGGAAUACGAUCACACAAUGUUUUUACGCAAUAUUGGGACUAUCCUGUGACAUAUUAUCGUUAUCCAACGAAGGCAACGACACGUCCUUGCUGAAUACCCUGAGAGGAGGGAGAGAUUUACUGUUCUCUGCUAUUUUGUUUCCAAUUUCCUUGGGUGUAUGCAUUUUAUUCUGGUCUCUGUACGCCUACAGUCCAAAUAUAUUAAUGCCGCUUACAGUUCAAAAAUUAUUGCCGUGGAUAUCAAACCAUGUGAUACACACUUUUAUAGUACCCGUAGUAUUAUGGGAGGCAGUCUGCCUUCCAAGAAAGUUGCCUGCGUCACAUCUUUUGAAUUUGACCGUUUUAAACGUUCAUAACGUUACAUUUAUAGCUGUAUUGUUUCUAACACUAUUCGAAUCGGGCCAGUUUCCAUACCCACUACUAAAUAUGAUUUACGGGACACCAUGCUUCAUUAUGUUCUUGGUAUCCUGUUUUAUUUUACACAAUUUGAGCUAUAAGCUUCAAUGGUAUAUAACUGAUUUUGUCUACGGUAAUAGAGAAGAUGGAGAUGAGAUUAAGAAAGUGAGAUAG